Pristis pectinata (smalltooth sawfish) is the source of this 2186-nucleotide messenger RNA. RefSeq names its product male-specific lethal 3 homolog. Gene Ontology annotation, cellular component: NuA4 histone acetyltransferase complex; nucleus; MSL complex. The record is from RefSeq and is a predicted model, not a curated record. NCBI's taxonomy places the organism in Eukaryota, Metazoa, Chordata, Chondrichthyes, Rhinopristiformes, Pristidae. Gene Ontology annotation, biological process: chromatin organization; regulation of DNA-templated transcription. Bases 719 to 2041 code for a protein of 440 amino acids. The transcript has 14 exons.
CCGACUACAACUCCCAGAAGAGGGGGCAGCCGCCUCCUUGUUGUUUUUGAUUAAUAUUCCCUAAAGCUGCAAAAUACGUUAAACAACCAGCCGCACAUCGCCUCAGAAGGGAGGAGGGAGAGGCGAGAGGCGAGAGGCGACGCAGCCCGGACUGGUGCCCUAAUUCGUGGAGCAGCCGGGCGGGAGGGAAUGAGUCGCUGUCGGGUUGAGGCCCGGGGCGGGUUGGCCAGGCCGUUGCCUGUCAGGCCGUCCGUGUUGUGACAUAGUUGACCGGUCAGGUGCCGGGCCGGCGCGGCGGUGACGACAGUGUUAACGGCUCCUCCUCGAGCUCCAUCAUGACCAAAUGAACACACGGGGAAUGAAAUUUAAAUUUCGUAAAGGAGAACGAGUCCUCUGCUUCGAGCCAGACCCGACAAAAGCCAAGGUCUUAUAUGAUGCCAAGGGAAUAACACACCAUGAUCGUGACAUCCAAGCCAGACUGUACAAAUAGAAAUAUAUUCUACUUGGGUCAAGUAUGAGAUAUUGUUGAUGUAGAAGUUGGUAGAGAUGAGAAAGGCCGAAAAAUCCCAGAAUAUCUGAUUCAUUUUAAUGGUUGGAACAGAAGCUGGGAUAGAUGGGCAGCAGAAGAUCAUGUACUUCGUGACACGGAUGAGAAUCGCAGAUUACAGCGUAAAUUGGCCAAGAAAGCUGUGGCUCGCAUGUAAGAAUAAUUUACGUGAUGAAAAACAAAGGGAAAAAGAAACGUCGUUGCCGGCUACCUGGUGUUGACUCAGUGCUAAAAUGUCUUCCUAUUGAUGAAAAAGAAGAGAAUGAUGAAAACUCUUUAAGUGCUACUUCUAAUGAUGACGUUGAUGACGAUGAUGAUGACGAUGAAGAUGAUGUAGAUGGUUCAGAUGAAGAAUUAUUAGACUGUGAAGAUGACAGUGAACCAGAAGAGAUAGUAGAAAUGAAGGAAGAUCAAGAGACUUGCUCAAAGAAGGAAAUGGAAGAGAAAAGUAUAAACAUAGAAAUUCCUGAAAUCCUGAAGAAGAAAUUGGAGGAUGAUUGCUAUUAUGUCAACAAAAGGAAAAAGCUGGUGAAGCUGCCGUGCCAGACAAACAUUAUUAAUAUUUUGGAAUCCUACGUGAAACAUUUUGCAAUCAAUGCAGCUUUUUCAGCUAAUGAAAGAUCUCGACAUCAUCAGAGCAACUCGCAGAUUCCAAUGAACCCUCAUUACAUUCCACCUGAGAAGAAUGUUGAACUUUGUAAAGAAAUGGUGGAUGGUUUAAGAAUUACAUUUGACUUUACUCUGCCUAUGAUUUUGCUCUAUCAGUAUGAGCAUGCCCAGUUCAAGAAGAUUACUUCAUCCAAAUUUUUUGUUCCAAUCAAGGAAACAUUGUCACACAUUAGGCCUCAGAAGGAACAUUCACCAAGUCCUCCGCCUCUUCUGAACCCAUCAACCCCUCAGUCCACAGACAGCCAGCCAUUAUCAGGUGACCCUUCAACACCAAAGCGACGUAGGAUUGAUCCUGAAUCUGUUCAGUCAUUGAGGCGGUCUACGCGGCAUGCAUCAGGCUGUGAUAGAUUGUCUGAAAGCAGUGCAUCUCCUCAGUCAAAGCGCCGGUUUUAUGAAUCUGCCACCCAAAUGCCCAGGUUACUUUUACACUUGGAGAAAAAAACGCCAGUCCAUAGUGGGAGUUCAUCUCCUGUCGCCCUCACACCGAGUAAAGAAGGGGUUGCAGUAUUUGAUGGCAGAAGGAGUAAUGAACUGAAUGAGGUAUUGUCUUGGAAAAUGAUGCCAGAUAAUUAUCCAUUAACUGAACAGCCUCCUGCGCCCUCUUACAUCUAUGGAGCUCAGCAUCUUUUGCGACUGUUUGUGAAGCUGCCAGAGCUCUUGGGCAAGAUGCAAAUUACUGACAGGAAUCUGAAAGUCUUGGUAAAGCACCUCGAGUUGUUUCUUCGGUUUUUGGCUGAAUACCAGGAGGACUUUUUUCCAGAAUCUGCUUAUGUAGCUGCAUCCGAAGCUUACUAUUGUACCAAGCGUCCUCAGGCUAUCUACUGAAACAUAAGCAGAGCUGCAAAUUAACCUUCAUUGUUACUUUUAGCCUUGUGGUUAUAGGUUGAAGAACGUAAAUGAUCUUCAGCAGCUGCCAACAAAAGAGGGCUUACGUUCUCUUAAGUAGUGCUGCCUGUUGGAAAUCUGUUGA